UUGAACGCGCCGCGAACCCCCCCUCCUUAUACGUCAAAACAACUAAUUGAUUAGUCCGUACAACCCCGAACGAUCAACAAAAAAUGGCAUGAACUUCACACAAAAACUUCGAACAAACUCUGUGAUGUGUAUCUGCAUAUUACGAGUAUUUAGAUAGGUCGGCCGGACACUAUGGGCCAGGCGGCAAGUGUGAAGUCGGCGUUAUGGAUAUCUCUUCUACAUGGAUGCCUUUUCCUCAUCGCGGGGUCCGGUACAGAAACUCCUUUUGACGAAACGACAGUGGAUAUAUCAUCAAGGAAAUUCCGCGCGGAAUUCCUGCAGGAAUGGCACAAUACUCCAGAUGCUCCAUACUUCGAUCCUAAUACGCCGAGGAAUAUAACCGGGCUAGUGGGACACCCAGUUAAGCUGUUAUGCCGCGUCAAGAAUUUACAGAAUAGAACCGUAUCGUGGGUACGGCACCGAGACAUCCACCUGCUGACAGUGGGCCGGUACACCUACACAUCAGAUCAACGCUUCGAAGCUCAACACAGGCCAAGAUCAGAAGAAUGGGCUCUAAGGAUACGAAGUCCACAGCGAAGGGACUCUGGGCAGUAUGAAUGUCAGAUAUCUACUACACCACCGAUUGGUCACGCCGUAUUUCUAAGUAUUGUUGAACCAGAGACAACGAUAUCAAGCGGAGCUGAAUUAUUUAUACAAUCGGGGUCAACUAUCAAUCUUACUUGUACAGUUCGGCAUACGCCCGAACCACCCAUCUCAAUUACGUGGACUCACAGAGAUCAGAUAAUCAACUUCGACUCUGCGCGUGGUGGUAUAUCUCUAGUCACUGAGAAAGGUCUGAAGAGCACGAGUCGACUGCUAGUUCAAAAAGCCAGAGGCUACGACGCAGGCGUGUAUACUUGUGGGCCGAAUAAUGCUCCACCUGCCUCGAUCAGAGUCCACGUGUUAUCCGGUGAACAUCCAGCAGCCAUGCAGCAGGGCUGCGCAAAAUCGUCCUUGGACUUUAUAGUAUCGAUAAUGUGUACUUUUCUAGCUGUAUUUCUAGUAUUCUUUACAGACCAUCUACAGUUUGGGACGUGAGUUAAACCUCACAAUUGCAGGUCUAAUAUUGAAUGAGUGAAUAAUUUUAUUAUAUUAUUGU
Molecule: messenger RNA, 1138 nt
Organism: Pararge aegeria (speckled wood butterfly)
Lineage: Eukaryota; Metazoa; Arthropoda; Insecta; Lepidoptera; Nymphalidae
Product: igLON family member 5-like
Exons: 7
Coding region: 172-1077 (301 amino acids)
Biological process (GO): synapse organization
Cellular component (GO): neuron projection membrane
Source: RefSeq, a predicted model, not a curated record